Messenger RNA from Amborella trichopoda, 1230 nucleotides. Its product is annotated as peroxidase 10. Gene Ontology annotation, biological process: hydrogen peroxide catabolic process; response to oxidative stress. Lineage: Eukaryota; Viridiplantae; Streptophyta; Magnoliopsida; Amborellales; Amborellaceae. The record is from RefSeq and is a predicted model, not a curated record. Gene Ontology annotation, molecular function: peroxidase activity; heme binding.
UUCAAAGAAGAAUAGAGCCCGUAACUUAAUUCUCAACAUCAACUGAUCCCUAUACCAAUUUGAUGGGUUACUUCUUUCUCUCUCUAUUUUGCUUUGUAAGUCUUAGCUCUCUGGUGCAGUCUCAGCUUGAUUACAACUUCUACAAAUCGAGUUGCCCUAAUUUAACAAGGCUGGUUAAGGGUGCAGUGUGGGCAGCUGUUAAAAAUGACUCUAGGAUGGCAGCCUCUCUUCUACGUCUCCAUUUUCAUGACUGCUUCGUUAAUGGGUGUGAUGCAUCACUACUUUUGGACGACACUGCCAAUUUCACAAGCGAAAAGAAUGCGGGGCCGAAUCGGAACUCAACAAGAGGUUUCGAGGUUGUAGACACCAUCAAAGCAAGUGUCGAGAAGGAGUGUCCUGCCACUGUUUCAUGCUCUGAUAUUCUUGCUCUUGCUGCUAGAGACUCCGUUUUCCUUAUGGGUGGUCCUUAUUGGUACGUAUAUUUGGGAAGGAGAGAUGGGAAAGUUGGGAGUGAAAGUGCAGCAAACAGUGAAAUACCAGGGCCUUCGGAAUCCCUAGAUAAAAUUACUGACAAAUUUGUGGCCAAAGGUCUCAAUCUCAAAGAUGUUGUUGUACUCUCAGGUGGACACACCUUCGGGUUUGCCAAAUGCUCCACCUUCAGCUCAAGGCUCUUCAACCACAGUGGCACAGGGAGCCCAGACCCAACCCUUGAUUCCACUCUUUUAGAGGACUUACAAAGUCAAUGCCCCAACAAUGCCUCAGAUACAUCAACCAAUUUGGCUCCCUUAGAUCGAGUCACCACUAACUAUUUCGACAAUGUUUAUUACAAGAAUUUGAUCAACAAUUUGGGCCUUCUCAAAUCGGAUCAAGCACUGUUAACCAAUAACCAGACAGCUUCUAUGGUGGCUAACUACAGUUACAAUCAAUAUCUCUUCUUCAAGGACUUUAUGGUCUCUAUGGUGAAGAUGGCCAACAUAAGUGUCCUCACUGGACAAGAUGGAGAUAUCAGGAAGAAUUGCAGGUUUGUCAAUGAUGCAUGAGCUUGAGUUCUAGUGAGAGAGAGUGAGUUUAGAUGUAGAGAAAGAAAGAGAGAGUGGGAUGGAUUGUUAGAAAAGAGCCAAUGGUUUAGUGCAAGGUUUCUCACAUGUCAAGAUGGAAAGUUUAGGGAGAAGUGUAUGCUUGUCAAUUAUGUAUUAAUGGGCUAAUGGUAAGUGUUGCGAAAGAAAAGUA